This is a messenger RNA of Didymella exigua CBS 183.55, 903 nucleotides long. RefSeq names its product phosphoadenosine phosphosulfate reductase. The coding region runs from base 1 to 903 and encodes 300 amino acids. NCBI's taxonomy places the organism in Eukaryota, Fungi, Ascomycota, Dothideomycetes, Pleosporales, Didymellaceae. Gene Ontology annotation, cellular component: cytoplasm. The record is from RefSeq and is a predicted model, not a curated record. The transcript is spliced from 2 exons. Gene Ontology annotation, molecular function: phosphoadenylyl-sulfate reductase (thioredoxin) activity.
AUGUCGUCACAAAUCCUCGAGACAGAGCCCCGAGCUCAGUCUCCUAGCAUUCGUUCAGAGUCUGGAUAUGCUUCAGGGUCUUCAAGCCGGGACAGCCUGCCCGAAGUCUACUUCAGCAAGCCUCAUCUGAAGUUCCUGAACGCUCAGCUGCAGAAGCUGGAGCCGCAGGACAUCCUCAAAUGGUGCAUCACAUCUCUGCCUGGGCUGUCACAGACUACUGCUUUUGGGUUGUCUGGCCUUGUCACCCUUGACAUGCUCUCUAAGAUGGACGGACCCUAUAAGCACAAUACCGACAUGAUCUUCCUGGACACACUGUUUCACUUUGAUGAGACUUACGCACUGGUCGACCGUAUCCGCAAGAGGUACAACACCCCUAUCCACAUUUACAAGCCUGCCGGUUGCGACAAUGUCAAGGACUUCAACGCACGAUAUGGUGAGAAGCUCUGGGAGACCAACGAGGACCAUUAUGAUUACGUCGCCAAGGUCGAGCCUGCCGAGCGUGCAUACGCUGAGCUCCAGGUCAAGGCUGCCAUUACUGGACGUCGUCGAAGUCAAGGAGGCAAGCGUGGUGACCUCGACAUCAUCGAGAUCAACGACAGCGGCCUCAUCAAGAUCAACCCUCUCGCCAACUGGUCGUUUGCUCAAGUCAAAGAGUACAUCGACGCCAACAACGUUCCUUCCAACGAGCUUCUGACCAAGGGCUACAAGAGCGUUGGUGACUGGCACUCGACCCAGCCUGUGGCUGCUGGAGAGGACGAGCGCGCUGGCCGCUGGAAGGGCCGCAAUAAGACCGAGUGCGGUAUCCACAACCCCAAGUCCAAAUACGCACAGUUCCUCAUGGAGCAGGAGCUGAAGGCACAGCAAGAAGCUCUCAAUGGGGCUCUGCAAAAGCUGGCUGUGUAG